AUGGCGCAGUCUGUUGACCACGCUGAUGGAGGAACAGUGCAAGACCCUCAAUUGCGCUUUGUCGAGACAUCAUCGUCAACAGGCGUGAGUCGGGUCAUCGGCAGCACCCGUCCUAACGCGUCAGGAACCGCGGCGGUCCUCAAGGCGGCCCUCACGGCGGCCCUGGAGGCCCCGGAGGCCCUGGCGGUCCUGAACACUUCGGUGGCCCUCAAGGCGGUCCUCACGGCGGUCCCGGCGGCCCUCACGGUGGUCCUCACGGCGGCCCUGGUGGUCCUGGAGGCCCUGGUGGUCCCGGCGGCCCUCACGGUCACGGUGGCCCUCAAGGCGGUCCCGGCGGACGCUGGUAAAUACGAUCUUACCUACCUCCGACCACCAUUUCACCGCGCUUCGCCAGGAGUUGAAGCUUGCUUGGACUGUACAUACGUUGUUGGAUUUGACUGUGGUUGA
Molecule: messenger RNA, 447 nt
Organism: Aspergillus fijiensis CBS 313.89
Lineage: Eukaryota; Fungi; Ascomycota; Eurotiomycetes; Eurotiales; Aspergillaceae
Exons: 4
Coding region: 1-447 (148 amino acids)
Source: RefSeq, a predicted model, not a curated record